Molecule: messenger RNA, 1032 nt
Organism: Coccidioides posadasii C735 delta SOWgp
Lineage: Eukaryota; Fungi; Ascomycota; Eurotiomycetes; Onygenales; Onygenaceae
Biological process (GO): metal ion transport; transmembrane transport
Cellular component (GO): membrane
Molecular function (GO): metal ion transmembrane transporter activity
Source: RefSeq, a predicted model, not a curated record
AUGCUUGGGGAACCUGACUACUGGGCACCUUUAUUUAUCCCACUUAGGAAUGAUAAAAGAGUUGUUCGAAUAGAGGCUACUUGGCAGCAUCCUCGCUAUAAUAUUCACGCUAGACAGCAGCCAUGUUCGGUUUAUAUGGGAUACGAUUUUGCCGAAGCAUGCACUACAUAUAUCAUUGUUAGUGGGGAAGGAGAGGAGUAUGUAGAACGAACGAAGACGAGACUCAAUGAUUACUUCGCUGAUGACGAUGGUCUCGCCGCCGCUGCCGGACAGAUCAGCGAUCCAUUUCUACUGCAAAGUAUCCUUUGCCAUGAAUCGCUUACAGAUGGAAAGGAAAUCAUAACGAAACUCCGCCACAGGCUUUACGACCAGCUCGACAUUGUCGGUGAAUAUGCAAAGGAACCAUUCGAUAAAAGCAAUCUUCAGGAAAUGACGAACCAGCUACACUUGAUCUCCCAAGAUGCAGAUUCGCUUUUCGCAAGUACUGAGAUGGCUGGCAUGAUAUCCACCCACAUGGCCAAAGCCCGGCAGCGGACUUCUAAAAUUUCACCGAACAUUUUUCAUAAAAGCAAUGUCGGUGACGCACUGGCGUAUCUCAUCGAUUCAAUCGAGGCACAGAAACGCUGGCUACAAAGCCUAAAGUCCAGGAAGGACAUUGCGAUGAAUCUUGUCUUCAACCUAGUGACACAACAGGAUAGCGAGACCAGCACAAGCAUUGCUCGCGACACGAAAGAAGACAGUGCAUCGAUGAAGAUCAUUGCCGUGAUGACGAUGCUUUUCCUGCCGACUACUGCCGUUUCUGGUUUUUUCAGCAUGUCCUUCUUUUCGAUGUCGGGCCCCCUUCAGACGUCUGGUGAUAUCGGGCUCUUCUUUGCGGUUGCAUUGCCGUUAACCUUUCUUAUUUUUUUGACGUGGUGGAUGUGGUAUUCGGUGGAGUCGACGGUUAGAAAUGUGUGCUACUUUGUUUCGCUCAGAUAUCAAGGCUUCAGGUUUCGCUUGAAAACUGAAAAGGAUGAGGAGAGAGGCAACUAG